This is a messenger RNA of Mangifera indica (mango), 2622 nucleotides long. RefSeq lists its product as uncharacterized. NCBI's taxonomy places the organism in Eukaryota, Viridiplantae, Streptophyta, Magnoliopsida, Sapindales, Anacardiaceae. The transcript has 7 exons. The record is from RefSeq and is a predicted model, not a curated record. Gene Ontology annotation, cellular component: Ino80 complex. Bases 578 to 2275 code for a protein of 565 amino acids. Gene Ontology annotation, biological process: chromatin remodeling.
AAGAGAAAGAGAGACAAGACAAUUCUCUCGUAGUGAGAAAGUCAGAAAGAGAUUGAACUGAGUCGACUCGAGCCGAGCGAGUUGGGUCCCUGAGUUAAAGUGACCGAAUCAACAAAAUCUUAAAAUCACACCUUAACAAAAACAAAAAAUAAAACACAGCGGAGUGUGGUGUGUGGUGUGGGUUUGGGUGUGGGCGUGGCACUAGAAAAAAAUGGAGAACGAGAAGAUAAUUAGUGAUCUUUCCUUUACCUCUCUCAUGCCCAUCAUUGUUAUUACCUAUUCUUCUCUAACCCUAACUCUUAUCUACAACUCCGCUCUUCUCACAUUAACAAUAACUCAUAUAUCAACCAAACCUUUACAACUCAAUUCUUCUCUCUUUCUCUCUACUUUUCUUCUUUGUCACUUUUUUUCCGUAUCCACCCCGAGUUUUCGUCUCGUUCUCAAGUUUUUCUUCUUUCUUGCCCAACGGAGAAGCAUUUUCAAGCGUUCUACAUUGCAUACUUUUUGCUGUAGGUUACAUGAUCUGAGAAGUAGUGGCAGCAAAGUAUAGUAUCUGGGAUACGGCAAUUUUUGGUUCAUGGAAGAGUUUGGGGGCCAUUGUUUUAAUGGUAUUAAUAAUGCUGCAAAGAAGAAAAGAAGUCAAACUUCUCGCCGACCACGACCUGAUUCGCAGUCUGUUGUUGAAUGUCAUGACUCAACACCACCUUCAGAAGAUGUGAGCAAGAUCUCUAGUGAUGAGAAUGUCGGUUAUGAUAACAAAUCUAAGCGGAAAGAGUUCAAUCUCAAUCAAUCUGUUUCUGGGUUAUAUCCUGGUAGUGGAAUUGAAGGUGAGAAACCCCAAAAAAGAGGUAAGAGGGCGAAUGGAGGAUUUAACAAUUUCUACAAUAAUGAACGAGGGCGAAGUGGCCAUAACAAUAAACGUGCUAGUGAAGGUGUCCUUGCCCCUGCAAACUGGAGAAGGAAUGGUGAGAGCCAGAGUCCAGGGCAGUUGGGAGUGAAUUGUGAACAUUUAGGAAAUGAGAGUAAGGUGAAAAAAGUCAAGCUGAAGGUUGGUGGUGUUACACGCACUAUACAGGCAAACUCCACAGCCAAUGGUGUGGCAGGGGGUGGGUCUUCUAAGAAUUCCCAGUCCUCAGAUGACUCCAGACCAAGGCAGAGGCACAAUCUUCAGGCAAUUUCUGAGGACAGCCUUUCUCCUCAAGAUAAGAGGUCUGGCCUUCAAGGGAUCCCUUGGAAGGAUUUCUCACAAGGUGGUUUUACUUUUGGGAAGGAGGAUCCAUUGAUGGGGAAGAGAUUUGGAAAAAAUUCCUCCGGAAAACAAGAUCACUCUGGUGCUGCUCGUAAGAGCAAGCGGGUAUCUAAGAGGCGUGUGCUGGAUGGAGAAUUUGAAGAUGAUGAGGAUGAUGAGAUUCGAUACCUGGAGAAACUUAAAACUUCAAAGGUUACUCCAGGUUAUAAGGAUGAUGAAGAAUUAGGAAAAAAACAUCUAAAACUUUCUAGAGUUUCAAAUUUGGAAAAUAUUGGCACUUCAAGGUCAGGCAAGGAUGGGAAAAAAAAUUCCAGGUCUGAUAGAGUUUCUGGGGACACUAAUUAUGAGGAAGAAGAAGAGGAGCCAUUGUCUGAUGGCGAGGCAUGUGAUAGAAAGGACAAAAAACAGAAGAAAGAAUCUGUUGACACAUUGAUGAAUGAUAAGAGGGAAAUAGCACUGACAACACGUCAAAGGGCACUUCAGUCUAGCAAAGAUACGUCUUCUGCUCCAGGUUCAAGUUUAAUUGAGUUCCCAAAUGGUUUACCACCUGCCCCACCAAGGAAGCAAAAGGAGAAACUUACAGAAGUGGAGCAGCAACUAAAGAAAGCGGAAGCUGCUCAGAGACGAAGAAUGCAAGUUGAGAAGGCUAAUAGGGAAAAUGAGGCUGAGGCUAUUAAAAAAAUUCUUGGUCAAGAUUCUGGCAGGGAGAAGCGGAAAGCACAAAAGAAAAAGCGCCAGGAAGCUUUGGCACAGGAGAAGGCUGCAAGUGCGCUGAUGCGUGCAUCCAGUACUAUCAGAUGGGUUAUGGGUCCUGCCGGAACCGUUGUGACAUUUCCCAAAGAUAUGGGCCUCCCUAGCAUUUUUGAAUCAAAACCUUGCAGUUAUCCUCCUCCACGUGAGAAUUGUGCGGGUCCAUCUUGCACUAACCCAUACAAAUAUCGGGAUUCGAAAUCAAAGCUUCCCCUCUGCAGUCUCCAGUGCUAUAAAGCAGUUCAAGAAAAACUUCAGGCUGAAACUACAUGCUGAUAUUGCCGGAAUAUUGGUCCUGUUGUGGCACAUGCAAGGUAGUUCUGCACAUUUAUGUUAGUAAAUCUUUGUUUAGAGGCUGGCAGAAGUUAUUUUUCUUUAACUUCCAUUUAUUUAGAGAGAACAAUACAAGCAUGGAUUCUCAUUGGCUGUAUGAGCAGCCAAAUAAACAUCAGUAUACAGCGUAUGCUUGGUGACAGUGUUGCACAUAAAUAAGAGGAUUAGAUAAGAGUCUUGUACCUGAAGGAGCUUUUGUAAUGUUAAUGUUUUUCACCGGUCUCAUUGAUUCAAUUGGAUUAUUUGAUGCUGGUAUCUUAUUAAAUUGUCCUCCUACCGCAGUUUUGAUA